GAGAGAGGCAGGAAGAGAAGAGCCGAGCCGCGCUCUGCUGCUGCUCUUCGGUAAACACGGCCGCCUGAGGAAACUUUUUUACGGGCAUAAAGUUAAAAAAUGCCCGCGUCGUGACCUUCGUCGGUGGGAUUACGGUCCAGUGGAUGUUACAGUGACGGGCCGGUGAAGUUCCGGGGUUGUAAAGAGCGGACAGGCGGCGUCUGGAGAGCUGUUGCUGUAGUUACUAACCUACAAGUAGUGAACGUUAGCCAAACCGGGGCGGUUUACUAGCUGGGCGACGUUUAAAGUGUUUGUGUUUAUACUUUGGUGAACUGUGUUGAAAAGAAGAGGUUUAAAAUAACAGCAGUCCUUCGUGGUUCUUCUUUUUGGGGCUCCUGUUCAAAUUUCCCUCCCUUUUUCUUUAUGUGGGGAGCCUGACUGGGGUCUCUGCUGGGUUAGCAUUCAGGCCGCGGGUAGUUAGUGACUUUGCUAGCAGCCCCUGUCUGGAGGGAGGGAGGAAGCAGAGGAAACUCAGUUAAACUGACUCUAACGCACACUUAAGUUAGCCGUUUAUCGAAGCGCUGGCGCGUUGGAUACUACUUUCUUUUUUGGAUUAGAUUUAUCAUGGAUCCCUCUAACUCUGGGAAUUCAGCGCCGGCUGCCGCUGCGGCCACGUCGAAAAGCGGCAAAGAGAAAAAGCCGAAGAAAACUUACGAGGAGGGAAAUGAGAAGAAGAAAUUUACCUUCAAACGACUCAUUCCUGAUGAGCUGGAACGGUUCACAAGCAUGCGGAUGAAGAAGGAAAAGGAGAAGUCAAGUACAAUGAGCCACAGACACUCGUCUGCUGCACAGUAUGAGAUUUCAGCACAAACAGCCAUGCUGCAGGACCACUCUGAUGACUACAUCCUGGAGCUCUUUGAGCAGAUGCUGGUGGAUAUGAAUCUGAAUGAGGAGAAGCAGCGGCCACUGAGGCAGAAGGACAUUGCCAUUAAAAGAGAGAUGGUUUCUCAGUACUUGCAUACAUCCACACAUGGGCAGAACCAAAAGGAAAGCUCCAAAUCUGCAGUGAUGUACAUCCAGGAGCUAAAAACUGAACCCAGGGAUACACAGCUGCUGAGCUGCCUUGAGUCUCUGCGUGUCUCCCUUAACAACAACCCUGUCAGCUGGGUGCAGACGUUUGGAGUUGAAGGUUUGGCUUUGCUGCUCAGCUUCCUCAAGAAGCUCCAGGAAGAGAAAGAGGAAUAUCCGAAUUCUAGCAUUUCAGUAAAGUGCCAACAUGAGAUCAUCCGCUGCCUCAAAGCCUUCAUGAACAACAAGUACGGUCUGAAAGCCAUGCUGCACUCGCCUGAUGGAAUUUCACUCUUGGUCCGAGCCAUCAAUCCCAGCGUUCCUCAUAUGAUGGUGGACGCUGUUAAACUUCUGUCGGCCAUCUGCAUCCUUGAUGACCCUGAAAACCUUCAUGAACGUGUGCUGGAGUCUAUAACAGAGCUGGCAGAGGAAAGGGACAUUGAGAGAUUUCAGCCCUUACUGUCUGGCAUGCGCAAAUCUAAUAUUGCUCUCAAGGGUGGCUGUAUGCAGCUGAUCAAUGCUCUCAUUAGUAGAGGAGACGAGCUGGACUUCAGGAUUCAUAUACGCUCUGAGCUCAUGAGACUGGGACUGAGAGAGCUACUUGCUGAAGUGAGGCUCAUUGAGAAUGAAGAGCUGCGAGUGCAGCUUCAGGUUUUUGAUGAACAGGCUGAAGAGGACUCUGAAGACCUCCGGUCACGACUCUACGAUGUUCGCAUUGAGAUGGAUGACAUGUCGGAGGUGUUCCAGAUCCUACUGAACACAGUGAAGGAUUCUAAAGCUGAAGGCUUCUUCCUCUCCAUUUUGCAGCACCUGCUGCUGGUGCGCAGUGACUACAUGGUUAGGCCACAGUACUAUAAGUUGAUAGAUGAGUGCAUAGCUCAGAUUGUGUUACGUCGGAAUGGCUGCGAUCCAGACUUCAAAUGCAGAAACCUGCAACUAGAUGUUGAAGGACUGAUAGAUAACAUGGUGGAUAAGACGAAAGUGGAGAUCAGUGAGGCCAAGGCCACAGAGCUGGAGAAAAAGCUGGAUGCAGAGUUGACAACGCGCCACGAGUUGCAGGUGCAGUUCAAGAAGAUGGAAGGAGAUUACGAACAGAAAGUCCAAGAGCUCAGCACAGAGAAAGAAGUAAUUGGCAAUGAAAAAACGGAGAAAGAAAAAGAGAACCAGACACUAUGUGGUGAGAUCAGCCAACUCAAAGAAAAGAUUGAGAAACUAUCUAAGGAGCUUGAGGAAGCCAAAGCUAAACCCAAGACAAAAAUCAUCACAGUACCUGUGCCCAUGCCCUCAGCACCUCCUCCCAGCUCCACAAGCCAAUCUGCACCUUCCUCUGGCCCUCCUCCUCCAGGAGCUGCCUGCAUGCCCAACCAACCAGUACCACCAGGGCCGCCUCCUCCUCCACCAUUACCUGGCCAUAUGGACGUGUCCCCGCCUCCCCCUCCACCUCCACCUCCACCUCCGCUGCCUGGGCAAGGGAUGUCCCCACCACCUCCACCGCCACCACUCCCUGGCCAUGCAGGGAUGCCAUUACCACCUCCACCCCCUCCUCUUCCAGGCAUGCCUGGACCCCCUCCACCUCCACCCUUACCCGGGCAGGGAGGUAUGAUGCCACCUCCACCUCCUCCCUUGCCUGGUGGCCCUGGUGUACCCCCACCUCCUCCUCCACCCCCUGGAGCUCCAGGUAUGCCUCCUCCUCCUCCAAUGCCUGGUAUGGCACCUCCUCCACCAGGUGGCUUUGUAGCUUGGGCCCCCCCAAUUCCACAACUGCCGUUUGGCCUGGAGCCCAAGAAAGAGUACAAACCAGAAGUGCAGCUUAAGAGGGCCAACUGGAGCAAGAUUGGGCCUGAAGAUCUUUCUGAGAACAGUUUCUGGGUCAAGGCAAAAGAGGAUCGCUACGAGAGCAAAGAACUCUUCUCUAGACUCACGCUCACCUUCUCUUCCCAGACCAAGACCUCCAAAGCAAAGAAAGACCAAGAAGGAGGGGAGGAGAAGGCUGCUCAGAAGAAGAAAGCGAAGGAGUUGAAAGUUCUUGACUCAAAGUCCUCUCAGAACCUCUCUAUUUUCUUGGGAUCAAACAGGCUGCCAUAUGAGGAGAUAAAAAAUGUCAUUCUCGAGGUUAACGAGAAGGUGCUUACAGAAAACAUGGUGCAGAGUUUGCUGAAGUUGUUGCCUGAGCAGGAGCAGUUGAGCGUGUUAUCAGAGUUAAAGGACGAGUAUGAGGACCUUGCGGAGUCUGAACAAUUUGGAGUGGUGAUCAGUUCGGUGAAGAAGCUGAAACCGCGGCUGAGCGCUAUCCUGUUCCGUCUGCAGUUUGAGGAGCAAGUGAAUAACGUGAAGCCGGACGUUGUGGCAGUGACUGCGGCAUGUGAGGAGCUGGUUCAGAGUGAAAACUUCUCUCAGUUGCUGCAGAUCAUUCUGCUUGUUGGCAACUACAUGAACGCCGGCUCACGCAAUGCCAAGGCCUUUGGUUUCAGCAUCAGCUAUUUGUGCAAGCUCAGGGACACUAAGUCAGCAGAUCAGAAGCAGACCCUGCUGCACUUCCUGGCAGACCUAUGUCAGGAGUCAUAUCCCAAGGUCAUGCACUUCCCUGAUGAGCUCAUCCAUCUGGAAAAAGCCAGCAGAGUGUCAGCUGAGACACUACAGAAAAAUCUGGAUCAGAUGGGCAAGCAGAUAAAGAGUCUGGAGAAGGACAUUGAGACUUUCCCUCCUCCUCAAAGUGAAAACGACAAAUUUGUUGAGAAAAUGACCAGCUUUGUGGCGACUGCACGAGAGCAAUUUGAAAAGUUGGAGCUGAUGCAUAACAACAUGCAAAAGCAGUAUGAGGACCUGGGGAAGUACUUUGUGUUUGACCCUAAGAAGAUAACCCCAGAGGAGUUGUUUGGUGACCUAAACAACUUCAGGAACAUGUUCCAGCAAGCAGUGAUUGAGAAUCAGAAGCGUAAGGAGUCAGAGGAGAAGAUGCGCAAGGCCAAACUGGCCCGAGAGAAAGCUGAGAAAGAGAAGGAGGAGAGACAGAAGAGAACGAAUGCUGGACAGAUCAACAUCAACGACGAUGGUGAUGAGACUGGUAUCAUGGACGACUUGCUGGAGGCGCUGCAAUCUGGAGCUGCUUUCAGGAGAAAGAGAGGACCACGGCAAGCAGCCAAUCGGCGAGGAGCUGGCCAUGCAGUGACAAACAUUCUAGCCAAAGAGCUGCUACAGGACAACAGUUCCAGUUCCGGGGCCAAAAAGAGCCGAUUGGGCAGUGAGGCCAAAAAGGCGGAGCCAGUAGAAGAUACAGGUUCACUGGAGGAUCUCUUAGAUGUUGCCCCAUCAAGGUCAAGUUAGGGGCUGCAUGUACUGACCCUGAUCUUUCCUGCUGAGGGGAUUGGACACAGUGCUUGGGGGCCAAAUGUAAGCCACACCCUCAGAUAAAGCCUUUGUGGGCAGAGCGUUGGCCAAUUUCACUGUGGAGGGAGAGGCUCUUUAGGCCCGCCCUGCACUGAAGCUUACAGAGUGCUGCCACCACCCCUGUGCUCAUCCACUGCCCUACUGUCAACAUAUUCCUCUGUUUUUCUGUUUUCUCUGUCUCAUUAUCUGAAGUAAUAAGAAGCAACCCAAAGAUUUUUAGAGCGUCUUUAAUAUUCAUUAUGCAUCAGGUGAUGGAUACAUUUUGACAUUCCUGCACUCGGACCUAAAGAUUUCUUUUUGUUGCUUUUUCAUGUUUCAUGUCAUUUUUUUUUGUCUGUUCACAGGGCUUCAACUUUACUGUUGUUUUGCUAGAACUAACUGUACCUACUAUGCAGAGCAUACUGUAUGCAAAGUGUUUUAAAAUGGAUGUACGGUUUGAGUGAAUUUACAUUAGCACAAGCAAAAUGAGAAGUGCCAAUUGUGUGUAUUUGCGUGUAUCAACACACUGUCCAAUAGGAGUGUGCCUUAGGUGGAAGGGUUAGCCAAUCACGAGCAUCCUCUCUAACGGUUCAGUUCCCCUUUUUCUUAGGUGGGUGUAUGUGUGUUACUGGGUUAAUGAAGGUCUGGUACCUCGUCACAAUAUUUUUUCUUCAUGUUCUGCUAUUUCUGAGUUGUUUUAUUUUGGUCCAAAACAGGCUCUUGUUGCAGAUCUCAUGGCUAAAUUUAGACGAGUCUGUCAUUAUGUCACCACAGUGAUGGAGCCUGUGCUUGUGUGAGCGCAUGCGUGCGUUUAUUCACCGCCGUCUGUAAUUACUGUACUGCCUCAAAUGUUAUAAAUUUUGCAUCUCAUAAACAGUGCUGUUUUCUGUGUGGGUGUGUGUGUGUGCACGUGUGUUUCCGUCCACGUGUGUGUGUGUGUGUGUCUGGGUGUGUUCGAGAGAGAGGUAUACGUACACUGUAGUCUUUCAGAUGAGUUAAUGUACUCUUGAUUA
This is a messenger RNA of Colossoma macropomum (tambaqui), 5426 nucleotides long. RefSeq names its product protein diaphanous homolog 1 (gene diaph1). Gene Ontology annotation, molecular function: small GTPase binding; actin binding; microtubule binding. Gene Ontology annotation, biological process: actin cytoskeleton organization; actin filament polymerization. The record is from RefSeq and is a predicted model, not a curated record. Gene Ontology annotation, cellular component: cytoplasm; actin filament. Lineage: Eukaryota; Metazoa; Chordata; Actinopteri; Characiformes; Serrasalmidae.